Spea bombifrons (plains spadefoot toad) is the source of this 2790-nucleotide messenger RNA. RefSeq names its product even-skipped homeobox 1 (gene EVX1). The transcript has 3 exons. NCBI's taxonomy places the organism in Eukaryota, Metazoa, Chordata, Amphibia, Anura, Pelobatidae. Gene Ontology annotation, biological process: regulation of transcription by RNA polymerase II. Gene Ontology annotation, molecular function: DNA-binding transcription factor activity, RNA polymerase II-specific; RNA polymerase II cis-regulatory region sequence-specific DNA binding. The record is from RefSeq and is a predicted model, not a curated record. Gene Ontology annotation, cellular component: nucleus. The coding region runs from base 283 to 1656 and encodes 457 amino acids.
AUCAAUAAUGGAACAAAGUUCCCUAGUUUAAAACCAAAAAAAAGUAACUAAAAGCUUUGCUAAUGAUCGUGAAGUGGGGAAAGUUAUAAAAUUCACAAAGUUCCCAAUGGAACCCUAAGCAAUACAAUGUAUCAGAGUCCCAGCUCGUUGCAGAUGCAUAUCUGUCUUCACACUUUCUUCACCAUCCGUGUUCAUCUGGUGCAUCAGUACCAUAAACCAUUAGCUCCGGCUUUCCUUUCAUCUUGAAGGUGGCGGACGUUGCUAUUUAUCCACUAGCAAUCAAUGAGUGGCGUCAGCAGUGGUACUGUAAUGACGAUUGCACCAUUAAGGAUGACAGCUUACAAAGAAGAGGGCAAUGGUGAUCCCUCCCAGAGCCAGUACAGCACUGAGGAGUGCAUGCAUCACAGGAUCACCCUAUAUCUCUCUGCUGCUCAUCUGACUGUCUCUACUCGCCGCACCAGAUCCUUCCUGGCUUUACUCAUUAGACACACAAUGGAAACCAGAAAGGACAUGGUUAUGUUUCUGGAGGGAGGUCAACUUGGCACUCUAGUUGGCAAGAGAAUGUCUAAUUUGUCGAACACAGUUGGAAGCCCCAUUCAGGAACCGCAGGAGAAGAUGAUUCCCAGAAAUUGCAUGAGCCCUCGAUCGUUGCCCCAUGCGCCCAGAGACAGGGCAGAGGAAGAGGUAGAAGUGGUAUCGGGGUCCAGCCCAGACAGCAGGUCAGCGGGGAUGCGGAUCUCCCCUCCUCUCCCACCCCCUCACUCGGACUCUCUGUCUGCUAAAGGACAUCACAGCAGCUCGGACACCGAGUCGGAUUUUUACGAGGAGAUCGAAGUAAGCUGCACCCCGGACUGUACCUCAGGGAGCUCAGACUACCAGCACGGCAAAGGUCAGUGUUCUGAGGCUAUGGGUGGCAGCCCUGUCAAUGGGAGCGAUUCAUCAAAGGGAAGCGGUGGGUCCCAGAGCUCCUUGUCUUGUGCCGGGGAUCAGAUGCGGAGAUACAGGACAGCCUUCACCAGAGAGCAGAUAGCACGCCUGGAAAAGGAAUUCUACCGGGAAAACUAUGUAUCAAGGCCCAGAAGGUGUGAAUUGGCUGCAGCCCUCAAUCUUCCAGAAACCACCAUCAAGGUGUGGUUCCAGAAUCGAAGGAUGAAGGACAAGAGGCAGCGCCUGGCUAUGACCUGGCCUCAUCCUGCAGACCCAGCUUUCUACACCUACAUGAUGAGUCACGCAGCAGCCACAGGCAACUUACCUUAUCCUUUCCCAUCACACCUACCUCUUCCUUAUUACUCCCACAUGGGCAUUGGUGCAAGCUCAGCAUCAGCUGCUACUCCCUUCAGCUCACCAUUAAGGCCACUGGAUACAUUCAGAGUCCUCUCUCACCCUUACCCCAGGCCAGACUUGCUCUGUGCUUUCAGGCACCCUUCUCUCUACGCCUCACCCGCUCAUGGACUUGCUGCUGGUGGAAACCCUUGUUCUUGUUUGGCAUGUCACACCAGCUCUGCCAAUGGCCUGGCACAGAGACCAACAGGAUCUGACUUUAACUGCUCAUCCUCUUCUAGAUCAGACUCCUUCCUUACUUUCACUCCAUCAGUCCUGAGCAAAACCUCUACGGUAUCUCUAGACCAGAGAGAAGAAGUACCCUUAACCAGAUAAACACCAUCUUUACCAAGCACCAUCACCUGGUUUAAAAUCGAUUGCCAUGUCGAUGUUUCAAUUAAAUAUGCACCUUUCUGGAAGGUGGCAUUGGAACUUAGCAGGCCUUCCCUAUACAGUCUUCUGCAGAACAACAAAUAAACAAUGAGAGCAAACAAUAGGAGACUACCAAAAUGACUACUUUUUAAAAGUGAUUAUUUUUAGAGCAAUUUCUCCUCCAUUUAUUUUAAUCUGUCUCAGAGAGAAAACGGAUGACAUGUACAGGACAAAGAUUAUUUUUCCGGAAUACUUGAAUGUUAUGUUAACAAAUAUAAAAAAAAUAGUGAUGUAAAAAGCAACUGUGCAUUCCAUACCAGGUGUCUGAUGCACCAGUUUCUGAAGAACAACGAACAGUAUUAUCCAUUUUCUUAUGAACAGGUCGGUUGUGCAGUUCGACCUUUUUCGCAUCUUCACUGUAAUUCUACUUAAAUUAUUAUUAUUUUGUUUAUUAAAUCGCCAUAAUACAAUUGUUAGUUUCCCUAUCACUAUUUAGUAGGAUCAGACACUGGGAUGUUGGAUACCAAUCUAAGAUAUGUUGUGAAUUCUAGGAUUCUGUCCAUAGAACGCCAGAGAUGUAUUCUCAGCUGCUGAAAUUUGCGCACAGUGAAUAAAUUAUCAAGUUUUGUAUAUGUAAAGAAGAUUUUUUUUGAAUGUGUAAUAUUUUUUCUCAGAGUGCAAACCCUCUGCUAAAGCUUAACAAGCCGCACAGGGAAGGGAUUAGAAAGCCAAGUCUUUACAGGCAGCUACCCCAUUUCAAAUUAGGCUCUUCAAUAUAAAUCUGUCUAGAUUCACUCUUUUCACUUUUUUCGUUUCUAUUGUUGUUUUAAUUGUACUUGACGUUUCAGGGACCUUGUUUACAUUUUAAAUGUUUUAUUUUAUUUAUAUUUGCUUUUAUUGCACAGGCAGGGCUAAGAUUUUAAAAUUGUCUACCUGGAGUUCUGUCUUAAAUAGAUCUUGUCUUUACGAACAUAUCACCACUCAGUUUGUUAAUAUCCUCAGAAAAUUGCUGUUGUGAAAAUCAUUAAGAGAAUCCAAAACACUGUUACCAUAUUUUAUUAAUUCGCAAUAAAAUUAUCACAAGAACGUACAAAUACA